UCAAUAGCCACCUCCCUUUCCUCCUGCCCACACCCUUCUGAAAGACACAUGCAGUAUCAGACGCAGCUCUGGACUCGCUAAUAGAGAGACAUAGACACUGGCACGUGCAGCUUCUGGAACCGGCACACCCUGCUCUAAGCUCUCUUUCUCCACGUACAGCCAUCAUGUCUGACAAACCCAACAUGAGGGAAAUCUCCAGCUUUGAUAAGACUAAGCUGAAGAAGACGGAGACCAGAGUGAAGAACCCACUGCCAACCAAAGAAACGAUCGAUGAAGAGAGGAAACGAGAGCAAUCGCAUUGACCUGAGGAAGAGUUUCAGACAAGCUACUUUAAUUUGAUUAUCAAGCCCGUCUGCCGGGAACCUCCACUAUGACAAGACCUAGACUAUCACACUGGUGCUCAACAUGUCAAAUUCUAGAGGGGUACUAGGAUUGGCUUUUAGAGUCAGAGCCAGAGGAGUUUUUCCAAACACUUAUGGCUCUAUUUGUUUUGAAUGUCUUUCUGGCUACGUUUACACAGGCAGCCCAAAUAAAAAAAUCUUAUUUUCACCAAACAGAUCAGCUCUGAAAAAAAUAUCUGUGUUGCUGCCAGUGUAAACACCACCUUAGUCAGAGUAAUAAAGACGACAUUGAAAAAAAAA
Messenger RNA from Oncorhynchus gorbuscha (pink salmon), 641 nucleotides. RefSeq names its product thymosin beta-11-like. Gene Ontology annotation, biological process: actin filament organization; regulation of cell migration. Gene Ontology annotation, cellular component: cytoplasm. The coding region runs from base 165 to 302 and encodes 45 amino acids. Lineage: Eukaryota; Metazoa; Chordata; Actinopteri; Salmoniformes; Salmonidae. The transcript is spliced from 3 exons. The record is from RefSeq and is a predicted model, not a curated record. Gene Ontology annotation, molecular function: actin monomer binding.